GUCGCGCGGAUGACGUAGUGAACAGCGCCGGUAAAUUUGUGUUACUAGUGUCCAAAGCCUCAUUAAAGCCAGAUAAAAAAAAUGUGUUAAUGUGACGAAAAUGGUUGGGUGGACGAAUGCAGAAACGUUUCAAUUCAUUGAAAUGUACCAAAACGAGCCAUGCAUUUGGAAUCCCAAACAUAAACACCACAAGGAUAAAAUAAAGGUUUAUGAUGCAUGGCUCCGCAUUGCAAAUGCUAUGGGAGUACCUGACGUGGCUGACGUAAAAAAGAAAAAGGAAACUAUCUUGGCAGCUUUUCGAUUAAACCACAAGAAAGUCAUUGCAACUCGCAAAUCUGGCGAAGAAAUAUUCAAACCCUCAUGGGUCUUUUACGAUGCUGUAGCGACUUUUAUGGUUGAUGUAUACGAGUCCAAGUCCACACUUACGUCAGAAGAACAUACUGAACCUAAUGGCAAUAGCGAAGGCGACGGCGAUACAACAAUAAGGGCUUUGCACAAACGGUCCAAUAGAUUUAUCAACGAUAUUCUUAAAAAGUCUUCUAGCCCUGUACGAAAAUACUCUUCAGGAACUCCAGAAAAGCGCAAACAUUCAGAAACUCCUAUUAGCAAGUUCAGUAAAAUACGAAGUCACGAUGAGAGAAAUAAUACUGACACCACCCUUAAACAAACAGACGAAUUUCAGAUAUAUGGGUUGUAUGUUGCUAGCCAGUUGAAGUCGCUUUCCGAGAAGCAAAGCCUUAUAGCCAGAGAAAAAAUCCAGUCAAUAUUAACUCAAUGCAGAUUGCAAGAUUUAAGGAAGAGAAAAAAAAUACUAUCAAGUAAAAAUGCAAGUAGCUUUCACUCAGAGGAUGAAAUAAAAAACGUACAGUUUGUUUUAUGUGAAGAGAGUAAUAAUGAUAAAUACAAAAGUAAAAUUUCAUCGUCAAAUCUAAAUUCUGCAAAUCAUUUAGACUCUGAUACUGAUACACUAGAAGAAAACUUUAUAAUGCAUGUUGAAAAUAUAAAGGGCGAAGAAAACGAUAACCAAGACACUGACAGUGACGAAUAAAGAAGUGACAAAGCAGAUAACAAAUUUCCGUUUGGCCCUGAGAUUCAAGGGACCUAUCUGUAGGUAUGUAUGCCUACUAAUAUGUACCGUAGCUAAUUGUCUGGUGUCUUGAUCACUUUUGCCGCUGACUCAAACACUGACUGUACAAAAUGUUCCAGUUUUGAUUAACAACAAUAAUGAUUUGUUAUCGAGUACUUUCAUAAUUUUGUUAUAAAGAAUAAAAACC
Cydia strobilella is the source of this 1274-nucleotide messenger RNA. RefSeq lists its product as uncharacterized. The transcript is spliced from 3 exons. Lineage: Eukaryota; Metazoa; Arthropoda; Insecta; Lepidoptera; Tortricidae. The coding region runs from base 101 to 1048 and encodes 315 amino acids. The record is from RefSeq and is a predicted model, not a curated record.